Messenger RNA from Sabethes cyaneus, 2435 nucleotides. Its product is annotated as facilitated trehalose transporter Tret1-like. The coding region runs from base 479 to 1912 and encodes 477 amino acids. Gene Ontology annotation, cellular component: membrane. Gene Ontology annotation, biological process: carbohydrate transport; transmembrane transport. Lineage: Eukaryota; Metazoa; Arthropoda; Insecta; Diptera; Culicidae. The record is from RefSeq and is a predicted model, not a curated record. The transcript is spliced from 6 exons. Gene Ontology annotation, molecular function: sugar transmembrane transporter activity.
CCGAGAAGCAUCACCGCGAAUACCUUAGGACUUGUCUAAGCGGCUUCCGUCGGCUGAAGAUUUAAGCACGGUCAGCGUUCUGAGGGAAGUGAAAGCAAUUUUUUUUUUCGGUGAAGAAAAUUUUGAAAUAAGUGUGAUUUUUAGAUUUAUCUAACAAUAAAAGUGCAAUAUUAAUUAAUAUUUGUGAAGAGUGAAUAAAUUAAACCACAACAAACCGCACUGUGAAAAAGUGAUUGAUUGGUGAGCGCCGUUGUAUCACGUGCUUUUCGCGAAAAACCGGGCGUGAAAAACGAAUUUCAAACGCUAUUCAGGGUAGAAGGUGGCAAUCAAAACAAAGCUGUACCUAGUGCUUUACAGUAGGAAGUGUUUUUAGUGUUCUGUGGCUUACGUUGCGGCUUUCGUAGCCUCCAGCUGUGUUUGGUCAGUGACGGUGUAGCAGCAUUAGCAGCAGCAGCAGCAGCCAAGCGGUUGAUCAGCAAUGCCUGAAACAAAGUUUCCCAUUGAGAUCAAACCCGACCGGAGAGUUGUUCACCAAUAUUUGGCGGCGGUUUGCGUAAACAUAAUCUCCCUCGCGCAAGGUACGGCAAUCGGAUGGCUGUCGCCGUUUCUGCCGCUGCUCAUCUCGACCGACUCGCCGCUCACUAGUGGGCCGGUAACGGACAUACAGGCCACCUGGAUUGCAUCGUUGCUGUGUGUGGGAGCCAUUUUCGGAACCGUUCUGUUCGGUUGGUCUGCCGACAAGUUCGGCCGAAAGUUUUCCCUCUGCAUCGCUGCUCUGCCCUUGGUCGGCUUCUGGGCAUGCAUCGCCUUCGGAGGUCACGUCGAAAUCCUCUAUCUUGGCCGGGUACUUGCGGGUCUGGGUGCUGCCGGAGUUUUCUUGCUCGUUCCGCUGUAUGUUACUGAAAUUUCGGAGGACAGGAUACGAGGAAGCCUCGGAGCGUUCUUCAUCCUAUUCAUCAACAUGGGAACGUUGGUGUCUUUCGUCGUGGGAACAUAUCUGUCAUACCACAUCACUUCGUAUAUUCUGAUAUUUCUUCCAAUCCUGUUUUUGCUGUGUUUCAUGCAAUUUCCGGAGACACCUCAGCACUUGAUUCGUUGCAAUAAAAUUGAAGCUGCCGAAAACUCUUUAAAGUACUUGCGAGGUUAUACGUCAUCAGCGGAACACGAAAGUAUGCUGAAGGAAGAGAUGAACAAACUGAUGAGUCAAAUAGCAAUCCGGGGAAAGGAUUCCAACAACGAAUCAUCCAUUAAGUGGGCGGACUUUGCUCCAUUUUCCACCAAGAAAGCAAUCAUCAUCGGAAUGGUUUUGGUCACCUUGAACCAAUUUUCCGGGUGCUUUGCUCUCAUCAACUACACGGCGCAAAUCUUCGCGGAUGCCGGUUCGGAACUGGAUCCCAAUGUUGCUGCCAUCAUAGUCGGUGCCAUCCAGAUUGCGGGAUCCUACGCAUCCACCCUGGUGGUGGAUCGCUGCCGAAGAAAGGUUCUGUACAUUAUCACUGCGUUCGGUUCGGCUAUUGGUCUGUCGGCCAUGGGAGUACAUGCCUAUCUGAAAGUGAUCGGAUUCGACGUCAGCGUGAUCAGCUGGGUACCUGUGGCUAGCCUAUCGUUUGUGAUAUUUAUCGCCUCGGUAGGAAUGCUGCCGCUGACUUUUGUGAUAUUGUCCGAAAUCCUGCCACACAAGCUUCGAAGUUUCGGUGGCUCGAUGUGCACCACCUUCUUGUGGGUGGUCAGUUUCAUCGUGGUUAAAUAUUUCCCAGUGCUGGUAGAGGUCCUUGGAAUGCACGGUUGUAUGUGGACCUUCGCCGGCUGCUGCGCCUUUGGAGUUUUCUUCAAUGCGUUCUUCAUUCCGGAAACUCGAGGCAAAAGCAUUGACGAGAUUACACUAGCGAUGGGAAAUAAAAGUAAAAACUAAUCAGUUACGUUCGAAGAAGAUUAGGUGCCGACAGAUGUGCCAUUUAUUUCAUGGAUAGGAUUUUAUAGGCGUUCUUGUUGUACACACUCCCUGAAAACGGCUUUAAAUUGAAUGAUUAGUCAUAAAACGUUUAGUAAACGUAAACAGUUUUAUCUGUAAAGUUCUGUAAAUAUAACUGUAGAAAUGAAUUUAUCGCUGAGUUGAGGGUAGAUAGUAUGACUCACAAGCAGAGGUAUCCAAUCGAAGCAAAUAGCGCUAAUGGUUUAAUUCUUUAUCAAAUAAGCACUUGCGAGCCUGCUCGAUAAAAAAGAAAAUGUGUGAUUUGUCUCAUUAGUACUAGUUAGAGUCUAACUUAUUAAUUUAUACCACGAAUAGUGACGAGGCCAAAUUACAUAGUUCCUGUUUUAUAAUAAAACAUUACUCAUUGAUCUAAAUUAUUAAUAACCGCAGCUGAAUGAUGGAAGAAAAAGAAUCCUUUCUAAUAAAAAUACAUUCCAACUACUGGUGGUUUUUCAUGCAAUAA